GGGGGGUCAGAGGCCGGAAGAGGACCCCCACGUUGCUAUUCUCCUUGCAUUUCAAGGGAGGGGUGCCUUUGCAUCCGGAUUUUCCCAGGACCGUGUCUGUGCUUGGGAAAAUACUAAGCGCUGCCCCCUUUCCUGGGUGCAGUCCGGGGGGGGGGGCUGAGUUAGGAGGUAACUUUCCGGGGGGGGGAGAGCCCGAGUGCAGGCGGUGGCUCCUCUAAUGGGACUCGUGUCCAGCGCGGAGGGGGGCAGCUGCCGGGCUUUGUUUCUGUUGGGGAGAAAAGCAGAAAUCAAAGCCCUUGCGCCAGCCCGAGCGCUGCGACCGGGCGGUGGUUUUGAUUUGUCAAAUGUCCUCGGCGACACGGGAAGUCGCGCGGCCGGGAUGCUUUUUUGGCACGGGCCUCUGCCAAACCCAGUGACAGACGUUCUCUUUUCUUUUCUUUUUGUGUCUUUUAUUUCCCCCCCAGUACUAUGAAAUGUCUUAUGGGUUGAACAUUGAAAUGCACAAACAGACGGAAAUCGCGAAAAGGCUGAACACGAUCCUGGCUCAGAUCAUGCCGUUCCUGUCGCAAGAGCACCAACAGCAGGUGGCCCAGGCUGUUGAGCGUGCCAAGCAGGUGACGAUGACCGAGCUGAAUGCUAUCAUCGGGGUACGUGGACUUCCCAAUCUGCCUCUCACCCAACAGCAGCUCCAGGCACAGCACCUCUCUCACGCCGCUCACGGGCCCCCGGUCCAGCUGCCGCCUCACCCCUCCGGCCUGCAGCCGCCAGGGAUCCCCCCCGUCUCCGGGAGCAGCUCGGGGCUGCUCGCGCUGGGUGCGCUCGGCAGCCAGGCACACUUGACCGUCAAAGACGAGAAGAACCAUCACGACUUGGAUCACAGAGAGCGAGACUCCAGCGCAAAUAACUCUGUCUCGCCGUCGGACAGCUUGAGAGCCAGCGAGAAGCACCGGAGCUCCACGGACUACAGCAUCGACUCCAAGAAGCGGAAAGCCGAGGAGAAGGACAGCAUGAGCCGAUACGACAGCGACGGCGACAAGAGCGAUGACCUGGUGGUUGACGUCUCCAACGAGGAUCCCGCCACGCCGCGCGUCAGCCCGGCCCACACCCCCCCGGAGAACGGGAUCGACAAAACCCGGGGGCUGAAGAAAGACGCACCGAACAGCCCCGCCUCGGUGGCCUCCUCCAGUAGCACCCCCUCGUCCAAGACGAAAGACCUGGGCCACAACGACAAGUCGUCGACGCCGGGGCUCAAGUCCAACACUCCCACGCCGCGCAACGACGCUCCCACGCCCGGGACCAGCACGACCCCCGGCCUCCGGCCCAUGCCGGGAAAGCCCACGGGCAUGGACCCCCUGGGUAGGUUGCUUCGGAGUCGGUGCCGGGCUGUGGGGGGAGUCCAGGCCUCGCUGGCGUCAGCCCUGCGGACGCCCAUCUCCAUAGCAGGCUCCUAUGCAGCCCCCUUCGCCAUGAUGGGGCACCACGAGAUAAACGGGUCCCUCACCAGCCCGGGAGCCUACGCCGGGCUCCACAACAUCCCUCCCCAAAUGACGGCGGCCGCCGCUGCCGCCGCUGCCUACGGUCGAUCGCCAAUGGUGAGCUUUGGAGCUAGGCCCGUGCGGCAGCCGGCGUGUCCUGUCGCAGCCCAGCAGUCCAGGGAAGGUGCCCCCGUCCCUGGAUAUCCGUCCCCUCUCGGCACGGUAGCCGCCUCGCUCUCUGCUAGUGCAUGGGGGAAGCGGUCGGGUUUCACGCGGUGGCCGGCGUGUGACGCGCCUCGUGUCUGCUCGCAGGUCGGCUUCGACCCCCACCCGCCCAUGCGGGCGCCCGGACUCCCCACCAGCCUCAGCUCCAUUCCCGGCGGGAAACCAGCCUACUCCUUCCACGUCAGCGCGGACGGCCAGAUGCAGCCAGUGCCCUUUCCCCACGACGCCCUGGCCGGCCCCGGCAUCCCACGGCACGCCCGGCAGAUCAACACGCUGAGCCACGGUGAGGUGGUGUGCGCCGUGACCAUCAGCAACCCCACCCGGCACGUGUAUACCGGUGGGAAGGGGUGCGUGAAGAUCUGGGACAUCAGCCAGCCCGGCAGCAAGAGCCCCAUCUCGCAGCUGGAUUGCCUGAACAGAGAUAACUACAUCCGCUCCUGCAAGCUGCUGCCCGACGGGCGCACGCUGAUCGUGGGAGGGGAGGCCAGCACGCUGACCAUCUGGGACCUGGCCUCCCCGACGCCGCGCAUCAAGGCCGAACUGACCUCCUCCGCUCCAGCCUGCUACGCCCUGGCCAUCAGCCCCGACGCCAAGGUCUGCUUCUCCUGCUGCAGUGACGGCAACAUCGCUGUGUGGGAUCUCCACAACCAGACGCUAGUCAGGCAAUUCCAAGGGCACACAGACGGUGCAAGCUGCAUAGACAUCUCGCACGACGGUACAAAAUUGUGGACGGGGGGGCUGGACAACACUGUGCGUUCCUGGGACCUGAGGGAAGGAAGGCAGCUCCAGCAGCACGACUUUACUUCCCAGAUCUUCUCGCUGGGCUACUGCCCGACCGGGGAGUGGCUGGCGGUGGGCAUGGAGAGCAGCAACGUGGAGGUGCUGCACCACACCAAGCCGGACAAGUACCAGCUGCACCUGCACGAGAGCUGCGUCCUGUCGCUGAAGUUCGCCUACUGUGGUAAAUGGUUUGUGAGCACGGGGAAAGACAACCUGCUCAAUGCCUGGAGAACUCCCUAUGGGGCCAGCAUCUUCCAGUCGAAAGAAUCCUCAUCUGUCUUGAGUUGUGACAUUUCAGCGGAUGACAAAUACAUUGUAACAGGCUCUGGUGACAAGAAGGCCACAGUCUACGAGGUCAUCUAUUAAACACGGAUUUUAACGGGGCUGUCAACUCUGAAUAUCAGGCUGCAGCCUGACAACACAAUGGCGAGGCUCUGAAGGAUGGAGGGGAAAUGAAAGCCGACCAGCCAUGCAUUGAGACAUUGUUUUCUGCUGGGCGGUCCCCGAAGCCUCGGAGAGGAUGCAUUUAAAGCUGAGUCUAUACUGCAGAUGGACUGAUGAUGUAUGGAUUGCUUUGAAGGCCUGCAAAGAUGCACACGUCAGAGCCCUAAACAGAUUCUGGUUUGGUUUGGGGGCUUGGUUUUCCCCCCCGCCCCACCCCUUUAUUUUAUUUUAUUUUUUUUGGUUCUUUUGUCUGCGCUUUGGUGGCACUAUAAAGGACUUAUUUUUUAUCGUGACUUUUUUUUUUUCUUUUUUGGUGCGCGCUGCAUAAGACUUGUGAAAAGUGUAAAUAAAGGACUCGUACCUAGAAUCGGAAGGGUGGGGGAAUCCUCCUGGUACACUAGUUGUGUAUUUUUUAUUUUAUUUUUUUUUUGUCUGCUGUAAUUGUAUUCCACUGAUGGUUUGGUGGUGGCAAAGUUCCCCUUCUUCCCCCCGCCCCCAUCCCCUCCCAGCCUUCACCUCCCCAUUUGGGGCACUUCUUUGACAUGCAGCUUGUAACCAGGUUGAGCAAAGAUGUCCACUGGUGAAGUUGUUCCUACUGUUGUAUAUGUGAAUUGUCCAGCGUGUUAGUCCCAUGUUUGAACACUGUACGGACUGAAGUCAAAUUGGUCAGAUCUUCAGCUACUGAUGCGACAUCAGCAAAAACAAUCAUGUUUUUAUAUGGAUUUUUUUUUUUUGUGCUCAUAUGUUUGAAGAAAACGGGAAGUCCACCUUCUGCAAUGCUUCUGCUCAAGCCCUUCUUGAUCUUUGGACAUAAACAACGAGGAAUAAUUUCAAAGAAAGCAUAGUUUAAAAAAAAAAAAAAAAAAAUCAGCUCAGGGAGCCAUGAAAGAUAAUAGCAACUUAAGUGUUUUGUAUUCAAAUGAAAGUAAAGAAUUAGAAUUGAUAACCUUUAAAAUACAUUUUUUUUUUUUUAAAGUUUACUAACCGGUAGGGUUUGUGUGUGGUGGGGGAAGGGGUGGGGGGCUGUCUCCAGUAGGGCUCUGUGGCUUUUACGGUCUUGUGACUUCUGGCGUAUAGGUUUCAACGAAGCAAAACCCAUCCCCACACAGGCCUGCGUUUUCAGCGUUUUGUACUAAAGGGUAAAAAAUGAAUAAAUAAUGGAAAAUAAAAAGUAUUUGUGUAGCAGACGUGCUCACCCUGUAUUGUAGCAUACGGAAGAGAAUUUUUAUACUACAUUUUUAUGGAUUAUUUUUUAAUUUUUGAUUUUAAUCUGGUCAAAAAAUAAUUAGGGUUAAGGUGAAGAAAGAAGAAGAAAAAAAAACUACCUGUUUUAAAUGCAUUGAUAAUACAAAAGGAUGAUAAUGUAGAGAUACUCUUUACCUUUCUGUUCUUGGAUGUAUGUUCAGCAUCAAGGCAGUAUCCCAAGUUCUCCGCGGUACCCUCCAGCUGUGGCAAUGGGUUGGGAUGGAGCAGAUGAGAGGUGAAAAUCAAUUUUAUGGGAUUUUCUUUUCGGUGUUUAAGAUGUGAUGGGGGUUUUUUUGCUCAUGACUCAAAUGAGGGAAACCUCAAAGGCAAAAGCAUGCACCUGACCUGACUGGGAAAUAGGCGCCUGUGAGUCUGAGAGCCUUGCGCUGUAGCACAAAAGCUUGGGACUUGAUUUACCCUGUGCAUUAUGUAUUGGAAAAGCACUGGCCUAGGAAAACGCUUUUAAAACCUGCAUUGCUGGGUUUGGUUUUGUGAUUUUUGGAGGGCGGCUGUGUCAAGAAAAAUGACUGUGAAACCAACACCAUCCCCAGUGGAUGCGCAGAUGCAGUCAGCGCUGCUUAGUUUAAUGACUGCAUCGUUUGACUGCUUCGGGCUCUGUGCUGACCUGGCUGCUUUUAAUAACCAGCUUAUCAACACAGCGAUGAGCUACGGCUGGGUUUGCAUGGGAAGAGCUUUUUCCAGUCCACACUCAGGGCUGCAGCAGAGACUAGCAUAUCCGCUGAGGAUUUGUGGUGCUUCCCACCCUAGACUCACCCCCAGGAGCUGAAUGGGGUGAGGGCGGUAUAUAAUCUCCUAGCUUUUAAACACACGUGUGGAAGCCCAUGGAGGAACACCCCCCAAGGGGGUCCCACAAAUAUCCCUUUUGCAGUCAUUUUUCAGAGUAGUAACCUGCCCUGGAUGGCUCAUAUGCCGGGGAUGGCACAGGAUCAGACAGCCGUGAACUUUGCAGUGGGGGAGCUCCCACUCUCACGCGCUGCUGUCCCGAGCGCUUUCUUGGUUGCAAGGUGGUGCUUUUCUAAAAAAUGCAUAAAUAAAGCAAAAGGUAAAAAA
Molecule: messenger RNA, 5240 nt
Organism: Gavialis gangeticus (Gharial)
Lineage: Eukaryota; Metazoa; Chordata; Crocodylia; Gavialidae
Gene: TLE3
Product: transducin like enhancer of split 3
Exons: 17
Coding region: 474-2846 (790 amino acids)
Biological process (GO): regulation of DNA-templated transcription; negative regulation of canonical Wnt signaling pathway
Cellular component (GO): transcription regulator complex; nucleus
Molecular function (GO): transcription corepressor activity; protein binding
Source: RefSeq, a predicted model, not a curated record